AUGCCUCCGAAUCAACGUGAUAUCGAAGCAGCUCCGCUGCUGGAUGAGAACUGCAACGGCCAGCUACUGAAACCGUCCCCACUGGAAGCUCCCUUUAACGGUACCAAUAAGCCCAAAUCUUACGGCACAGCCAAUCAAUGGCAAAAGAUCAUUCGCUACGACCCACUGCAGCAUCGUAAACUUGACCAUCCCUGCACCAAUCUGGACACCUUGAUGCAUAUACUAAAUGGAAACCUGGGAACCGGAAUCCUAGCAAUGCCGAAUGCAUUCAAACACUCCGGACUGUUCCUGGGAUUCUUCGGCAUCCUAGUGAUGGGAGUGAUCUGCACCCACAGUAUGCACAUCCUGGUGAAAUGUUCCCGCGAACUCUGCCGACGCUAUCAAGUGCCGUCACUCUCGUUCUCGGAGGUCGGUCGCUAUGCCUUCGAAUCCGGGCCAACAUCACUGCAAAAAAUAGCCGCUUUGGUAGCCGUUCUCAUCAACUGCUUCCUCAUCGUAAUGCAGAUUGGAUUCUGCUGCGUUUACUAUCUGUUCGUGGCCGUUAAUCUGUGUGAUUUUCUCGAAUAUACUGGCGUUCAGCUGAGCGUCUUCACCGUGCUGUUGAGCUUGUUGAUCCCACUGACGGCACUGAACAUGAUUCGAAGCCUAAAGUUCCUGACACCGACUUCGUUGGUAGCCUCCGCCCUAGCGGUCAGCGGAAUUACGAUCGCGUUUAUGUUCCUAUUGCAAGAUCUUCCCCAUAGCAGUUCGGUGGCUCCGAUAUCCAGCUGGAGCACAUUCCCCCUGUACUUCGGGAUGGCUAUGUAUGCCUUCGAAGGGAUCGGUGUCGUUCUACCACUGGAGGCUAACAUGAAAACUCCGAAGGACUUCUGCCGCUGGAACGGAGUUCUAAACACCGGAAUGACCAUCGUAACCUGCCUCUAUUCGGCGGUUGGUUUCUACGGUUAUCUGAAGUACGGUGACGAAGCCCAAGGAAGCGUAACCCUGAAUCUGCCCAACGAAGAACUCUUGGCACAAAUGGUUCGACUGCUGAUGGCGGUAGCCGUGUUCGCAUCGUACGCCCUCCAGUUCUACGUGCCGAUGACCAUCGUGGGCCCAACCGUGCGCGGCUGGUUCGGAUCUCAAACCGCCCAGACCGCGGCCGACUGUACGCUUCGCUUUGCCACCGUUCUGCUGACGUUCACGAUGGCAGCGAUCAUCCCUAACCUGGGGGCGUUCAUCUCGCUGAUCGGUGCCGUCAGUACGUCGGCAUUGGCUCUGGUGUUUCCCCCGCUGGUGGAAAUCAUCACCUUCUGGCCGAGCCGGCAGUACGGCCGCUGGAAUUGGAUUCUCUGGAAGGACGUUUUGAUUACCUGUUUCGGGCUGGCCGGAUUCGUCAUCGGAACCAGCACCAGUGUGGUGGAAAUUAUUACCGAUUGGAAGUAG
Molecule: messenger RNA, 1425 nt
Organism: Sabethes cyaneus
Lineage: Eukaryota; Metazoa; Arthropoda; Insecta; Diptera; Culicidae
Product: proton-coupled amino acid transporter-like protein CG1139
Exons: 2
Coding region: 1-1425 (474 amino acids)
Biological process (GO): amino acid transmembrane transport
Cellular component (GO): vacuolar membrane
Molecular function (GO): amino acid transmembrane transporter activity
Source: RefSeq, a predicted model, not a curated record